Pogonomyrmex barbatus (red harvester ant) is the source of this 4730-nucleotide messenger RNA. It is a transcript of the gene Pde9, whose product is annotated as phosphodiesterase 9. Gene Ontology annotation, molecular function: 3',5'-cyclic-nucleotide phosphodiesterase activity. Lineage: Eukaryota; Metazoa; Arthropoda; Insecta; Hymenoptera; Formicidae. Gene Ontology annotation, biological process: signal transduction. The record is from RefSeq and is a predicted model, not a curated record.
UCUUCUCUCUUCCUCCUCUCUCUCUCACACCUCGCGGCCGCUGCUCCGUUUCACUCGCUCGCUCGUCCCGCGUGUUUUUUCACGAGCGAAUACGAGAAAAAAGGAGAAUCGCCGCGCGAGUGAUACCACCGCGCGCGAAAGAGACACCGGAGAGAACGAGAUCGGACUAGCCGCGAGUUUGUGUUUUUGUUUAUCACGGACGGACCGCACCGGUAAUUACACGCCGUGCUGCCGCCGAUCCGCGAGAGGAAGUUGCAAGUGGACGCCCAUCGGAAGGACGAUUCGUCGCUGGAGGCGACUCGAGAAAGAUCGUUAUGUCGUUCGGGAGUCAUGGCUUUCGGUUUUGUGAGAAAAGAACAAAUUUCGUAGCUUGAACUGAGCGUCGUGCUGCUUGAAUUCGCGCGAGAAAUUACCGUUCUGGGAAAUUUCGUUCGGGGAGAAAAGAGGAAAGGAAGAAAGCUUUUGAAGAAGAGACGCCCGGAGGAAACCCGAAGAAAUAAAAGGUGGAGAUAAACGAUGGACCAUGAGGAAACGCAGUGUCGGCUGGUAGUAGACGAGUGGUCGGCCACGCUCGCAGCCUAUCAUCGGUCGCCGUUGUCGACGCAUUCCCGGUAUAUCCAAUCUCGAAGCAAGUGGCAGGUGUCGUGUGUGACGGCAGACACGAGCUCGACAGGUGCGAUAAUCGAGGGUGGCCCGGUUGUUGCCGCCGCCGGGCUGGCGAUGCGACGAUGAGCUCGCCGAGGGUGCUGCUACCCCUCCACACCCGACCAAAGCCCCGCGUAAUAGCAAGGCCGGGUAGUCUCGAGAACUGCAUCAACGAGGCCGAGCGACGAGGAGCGGCUGGCGGUUCAAGGCCGAAACUAUUCGCGUGGCCAUGGACCACGAGGCGAGGAACGGAACCGGCAGCAACGACAACGAGGAGUACAUCAAUAUUUACUUCAUCGUCGGCGACCGCAGGGAGACAACCACUUACAAGGCGAACCAGGUCACGGACAUGGAACUCAAGGAUCGUUGGCGCUCACCCCGCUUCUUCGAGAGUGAUUGAGGCGGAGGUACUUUGGGCUUUGGAGAGGCGCGUAGCGACUUUAGAACGGCAGCUGCGAGAGCAUCAGGAAGCUUUAUACGCCACACCCUCUUUCGCCCUGCGAGAACUCAAACGCCAAGUGGACAGCUUCAAGAACAAAUUGGAGAACAACGAUCAGCUGAGCUGGCUUAGUUUCUACAAGCAACUUUCGGAGCCCAUCUAUAUGGAUUCCUGCCGCAGAUUGCAGUAUCGUCGGAAGAGCGAUAGCAUGAAGCGGAAAGUUCGGGAGAAGUUCCUCAAUAUCUGCGACGUAUCGAUCUCGUCGAGCGUUCGCGAGUGGUUACGCUCGCCAGCCUUCGACGCGCGACAGUGGGAAGACGAGGAGCUGCUGCUGAUGCUGCAGACGAUGUUCGUCGAGCUCGACCUACCUCAAAAAUUCAACAUUCCCUUGCCGAUCCUGAGGAAUUUUCUCUAUGAGGUCUACAAUAACUACAACGAAGUGCCGUUUCACAAUUUCAGGCACUGCUUCUGCGUCGCGCAAAUGAUGUACGCGAUAGCUUGGGCGGUGGAUCUCCCGUCGAAAAUCGGCGAUCUCGAGGUUCUCAUAUUGAUCGUCUCCUGUAUCUGCCACGAUCUCGACCAUCCGGGCUAUAACAAUAUCUACCAGAUAAACGCGCGGACCGAGCUGGCGCUGCGCUACAACGAUAUCUCGCCCCUGGAGAAUCACCAUUGCUCCGUGGCAUUCCGGGUUCUGGAGGCGCCUGAGUGCAAUAUCCUCGCGUCUUUGGACAAUUCUACGUACAGAAUAGUGCGCGAGGGCAUCAUAAGGUGUAUCCUGGCAACCGACAUGGCCCGGCACAACGAGAUCCUCGGCCAAUUCACCGACAUCACUCCCGAAUUCGAUUACACCAACAAGGCGCAUAUAAAUCUGUUAUCCAUGAUCCUGAUCAAAGUGGCUGACAUAAGCAACGAGGCACGACCGAUGGAAGUUGCGGAACCGUGGCUGGAUAGGUUGCUUCAAGAGUUCUUCAAGCAGAGCGACGCGGAGAAACUCGAGGGUCUUCCGGUCACGCCUUUCAUGGAUCGCGAUAAAGUGACCAAGCCGUCCUCCCAGGUUAGCUUCAUCGGCCUAGUCCUUCUUCCUCUCUUCGAAGCUCUCGGCGAACUUCUACCUGAGCUGCAGACUCUCAUAGUUCAACCAGUCAGGGAAGCUCUGGAAUAUUAUCGCAGGCUGAACGAGGCGGCUAAAGACGAGCGUCAUCAUCGGAAGAGUGUUGUGGACGUCGGAGAAUCGGCUCCGUGCAACGCGUCAACCGGCGGUUACUCGUCUACCGUCGUUAAAUCUAUGUCGUCGCACAGCAUGCGCUCCAAAAGGUCCGCCACGACAAUCCACUCACGUUCACGUUCCACCGACGAAGAUAUCACAGAGAACCUGAUGAUGGAAGAUGCGGAAAAUGUCGAGAGCUCCGAUCCGGAGACAGCCACGGAAGUGGAGAUCAGCGAGAAGACACUCAAGUUUAAGAUAUCCACGGAGGGCACGCUGACCGGUUCGAACACCGGUCGGAAGAGUUACCCCGGCAGCCGAAAGGGUAGUCGAGAAAAGUCUUCAUUGGAUUAUCAUAAUCAUGAUCUGGCCAAGGCUAUUCGAGAUCAUGAGCGUGAGAGGAGACGCAGCAGGGGCGAGAAUCUUGGCAGUGAUCUGAGCUCGCCGGUAAGCGCGAGGUCUGCUGAGGGUACGCGCAUUCUCGAAGAGAUGGAGAAGGAAACGGUAGAUGCCAAGAUUGAGAAUAAAACACCGGAGGGAAACGGCAAUGUCGUCGCGGCGGAGGCCCGCUUGCAGCCGAAGAACAACGUGAAAAAAACCAGCAAUGUUAUAGAGAACGAUCAGGAGAACAGAUCCAGCCGCAGGGAUGCGCACAGUAGUCGGGAAUCGAUCGGUCUGCGAUGUUGCUGCGACGACAAAACUGGGCCGAAUAACAAAUCUCUACUCUCACGACUGAAGAACUUUACGGACCGCAUCAGUAUGAGCUUCGAUUCCAAGGAUUCGCCUAGUCCGAAACCGAAACACACGUCAAAGAUGCUCAACAAGAGCAACUCGAUUAGUAGCAGUUCUGCCACAACCUUUGCGAGACACAAUAACUCUUUGUUUAUAUGCAAGCGCUGCAAUCUUGUCAAGUCCUCGGUGGACGGCAAGGCGGCUAUCGCGACUGUAGUGGAAUUCUCUUCUGUUGACAAAAGGGCAAUGACUUUACCAAAGGUUCGAAAGUCCGCAGACGGUAAGAGUAAGAGCUGGCGGACGGUAUUUGCCAAGGAAAAAAGAUCGUCUACUUCUUUGGAGGCCUUGCCAGCAGUCAGUUCUCGCUCGUUCUCCAAGCAUCGUAGAAACUUAUCGAAUCCCGAGAGCAAAUCGCAGAGUAUGAAGGAAAAGACUCGACAAGCUUUGGACAUUGAGUUUCAGGAGAUUGAUGUACGUCCAAAGAAACAGCAACAUCCUGAAAUUAUAGUCAAUCCCGACAAUACUUGUUGCGAAAUCGAAGAAGAUCUCGGUAAGGUGGAGAUCAGAAGAAGUUCGGCUAGCAUGGAGGAUAUUUCUAAAAUGGCGAAACAAGCAGCGGAGGCUGCAGUAUUGGGUGCUUUGAAUCCUAAUAGGACGGAAGAACGUCCUCACGGUAGCUUAGAUUCGAUGCUUUGCAAGGAAGUGUCCAAGUCACGGAAGAAGCAAUCUGUAUUUUGCUCGCCUGCUACGACGAAGAAGUCGUCACCUGGACUAUUCUCGCGAUUUAAAUCCGGUAUGAGUAUCGACAGCACUCGAAGCAACAGCAACAGCGAUUCCUUGCACGAUCACGGUUCGCAAAGUGGUUGGAUAUCCUCAUUAACGGCCAGUUUCCGGCCGAAGAGACAUCCGAAUGAAACGCCGCUGUCGCCGCAUCCACCGAGGUCGCCCAGCAGAGAGGAGAUCAAGUGAUACGUCCUUGUGGUCGAGGAUUCCUCUGAUAAGAAGCUUAGUCUCCGCGGCUGGUGGCCUGAGAACUUGUUCUGCUGCAACAGCUAAAACUCGAGCAAGAAAGUUCAAUGUUUAAAGAGGCUAAAUUAGAAUCAAAAUCCGAGCAUACUUGCUAACAUGUCUAUAACGCGCGAAAAAAACUAAUAAAAUGAUUUUUAAAAGAUUUUUUAAGAGAUUUAAAUUUUCUAACGCAAGUAUUAUCUCACGUGCUAUUAAUUAUCGGAUUGAUAAUUGCGAUGGAUAAUGCUCCAAUUGAACGCGUCGAUGAUAUUUAAUAAAUCUAUUUUGCGAAAUAAAAUGUACCAUAAAUUCUCGCGAGUAAUUCGCAACGAUCAAUAUCGCAACGCAUGCAAUGUAAUAUACGAAUUAAAUAUUUCUCCGUAUAAUAUUAACGGUCAAUUUGAAUGAACAUAUUUUGCUCGAGUAUUUAUCAAGAGAAUAUUAGAUACCUCAUAUAAUUCUUGAUCGAAUUAAAUUCUUCUUGCGGAGGGAUCUUCAGACCAUAAUUUCGUGUUAUUGAUUCUGAGUGUUUUACGUCACGACGAUCGAAGUCACAGAGAUCGAGAUACUUUAUUUACGAGGGACAUCUACGGCCUGUGGAAUAUAAAAGGAGAUGUACACUAUAUAUAUAUAUGUAGACUAUUUUAUUUAUUGUCCAAUUAAAAAAUAGCCUAACGAGUAAUGAUUAAUAUGUUGUCCGUU